AUGGCUUCGCCCAGAUUUGAGCGGUUAAUUCGCUUCGUGAGCACAACAGGGGAAGUUCACUUUGGUGAAGUGCCAAAAGAGCACCCCUGUGACCGAACCUUGAUUGGCGAAGAAGUACCCCUUUACAAAGGAACUGCACCAUGGGAUGAUACGUUGGAGCUGAGCGGCCUGACAGCCAAGAUUCAGGAAAUACUCAGUCCAGUCAUUGAUGUGCCUUGCAUAUACGGCAUUGGCUUGAAUUAUCGUAAACACGCAGAGGAAUCAGGUUCUCCAAUUCCCGAGGCCCCCAAAGGUUUCACCAAGUAUCCCGAUGCUCUGGCUGGCCCUUAUGAAGAUAUCCCUGUGCAUCCAACAGCAAAGGAUUUGGAUUAUGAGGGUGAACUUGUCUUCGUUAUGGGAAAGAACGUCAAGAAUGUCCGGACAGACUCGGAGGCUCUCGAAGCCGUGCUGGGUUAUACUGUAGGCAACGAUCUGUCGAGUCGCUAUUGGCAGGAACCUGUUCGCGCCAGUUCCUCCAACUAUGCCAAGUCAUUUGACAAAUUCGCACCUCUGGGCCCAGUCCUUGUCUCGGCAAAGAUAAUUCCAGACCCUGCAAAACUGACGCUUCGCACAUGGGUCAAUGGCGAGAAAAGACAGGACUCUGGCAUUGACGACUUGAUUUACGACAUCCCGGCCAUCAUCAAAUUCCUAAGCACAGGCCAUGUAUUGAGGAAAGGCGCAGUCGUCAUGACAGGCACACCAUCUGGUGUUGGCAGUUUUUUGCCAGACGGACCAAAGUUUUUACAAGAUGGGGAUGAAGUUGAAAUUGAGAUUACUAAGAUUGGCAAGAUUCAAAACAAGAUUGUAUUUGAGUAG
Molecule: messenger RNA, 855 nt
Organism: Pestalotiopsis fici W106-1
Lineage: Eukaryota; Fungi; Ascomycota; Sordariomycetes; Amphisphaeriales; Sporocadaceae
Exons: 3
Coding region: 1-855 (284 amino acids)
Molecular function (GO): acetylpyruvate hydrolase activity
Source: RefSeq, a predicted model, not a curated record